AUGUCUAUCAAGUUGCUGCCGGAGGACGUUGUCGCCCAGAUCAGAUCCUCAGCCGUCAUUACUUCGCUAAACUCCGUCGCCCUUGGUCUCGUCCGGAACGCCCUCGACGCAGAGGCUACGAAAGUCAAUGUCUCUGUUGACUUUUUACGAGCGAACUGCUCUGCCGAGGACAAUGGGCUCGGAAUUCCACCAACAGACUUCUCAGAGGCCGGCAACCUAGGCAAAGCAUAUUGCACUUCAAAGCAUCCCCGCUCGCCAGAUAACUUCGGGAAACAUGGUGUCUUCUUGUCUUCGGUUGCGGCCUUGUCGUUGGUGACCAUUACCUCUCACCACCACUUGUACAACUCCCACAAUUCGCUUAGUAUCCAUGGCUCGCAGACGAUUAUCAGGCAUACCUCAGCAUUGCCAGAUCAGAGAAUCUUGACAUUUCCACACGGCACGAGAGUCACCGUCCGAGAUCUUUUCGGGAGCAUGCCUGUUCGUGUCAAACAGCGAGCUAUGACCGCGGAAAAGUCCGGAUUCAGCAGGGAAUGGGACAGUUUAGUCAUGUCUAUGAUUGCACUCAUGCUUGCAUACCACAAAUCCGUCACGCUCCUUGUCCGCAAUGCAACGACUCAACAGACGAUGUCGCUGCGGAGCUCUGGCCUGGACCACGAUCCAAAAUCAGCUUCAACAAGCACAUCAACCAGUCAUGUUUUACGCACAAUCAGUUUGUUGAAGCAAACCUGUCUGAGCGACUUGGUUGAUGGGAAGCACUGGGUUCCGGUCAGGGCUGCAUCUGCACUUGUUCGCCUUGAUGGAUGUGUCGCUUUGACCCCUGUUGCAACAAAGCGUAUCCAGUUCAUCACUGUUGGUAACGAGCCUUUGGUAAAUGAUGGGCAAGCUAAUAUCUUGUUCGACGAGAUCAAUCGGAUAUUUGCCAGCUCGGAUUUCGGGGUGAUGGAGGAAGUUGAUGCCGUAGAUGAACCUACCCGGGACAACACAGGCCAGCUGUCCAACAAGGAAAUGCGUGCCAGGAAGGGAGUCGACCGUUGGCCGAUGUUCCAUCUCUCCAUCACCUUGGAUGGCAGCGAGAAAAGCAGAGCACAUGUCAUUGAUGACAUUGUGGAUGGAAGCGAGCGUAGCCUCGCGGGCCUCCUUGAUCUUAUUGCAGCAAUGUUUCACGAAUUCUUGAAAAAGAAUCACUUCCGGCCUCGGAUAUCCUCCCGGCACUCCCCAAGAGAAGUUGUGUUAGCAAGUACGAGGACCUCGUCCAUGAGAUUUUCACCGGAUCGCGACGAUUUGAGCGCGCUCCCCUCGGAUCACGGAGGCACAGCGCAAGUUUCAAAGAGCACAACAUCACAGCGAGCCCAGUCUUCAUCGAGGUCCAUUAGCUCAAAUCGUCUACGGUCUAGAACGAAAAGCUCUAGAAGGGCUAGUCGUUCCGAAUCGCCUUUUGCAAUGUGGGCGCUUGUGAAGUACGGUCGGUCUCGAGACAGCGGGACCAAGUCCGAAAGCGACUCCGUGCCUCCUAGCAAAAGAACUAGCGCAAAGAGCACAGCAGAUGCCAUGGAACGCAUGACCUCGAAGUCUCCUCGUCUUGUUGCACCGACGGGUCACCUUCUACGACGCCCCUUUGACACCGAGGCGCACCUUGUCCCAGCGGGCGACGACUCUCGUCCUUCAUCACCACACAAAGCUGCAGAUAAAUCUGAAGCUGGUCGCUCACAUUCGGAAGGCUAUUUGACGUGGACAGAUCCUCUGUCGAAGGUCAAAUCAGUCAUUGACUCAAGAACCGGAUUCGUAGUAAAAAAUGAUGGGGGGCCGCAGCGAACAACAAGAGUGCAAACAGCUUCAAGAGAAUCUGGAGGAAAGACCCUGACGUGCACCGGAGCCAGUACGCCAUCCUGGCUCGCAGAAAUCCAAUCGACCUGGAAAAAUCCAGUAUAUGAGAGUUCCGAACUACCGAUUCCACGUAUCGCCGAAUCAUUUGGCGGUCUAGGCACUGCGAGCGGGAAGAUUAUUCGACCUGGGAAACUGCUAGAGUUCGAUAGUGUCGGCGAGCAGACAGCAAUGUACAUGGAGAAGCACAUAUCCAAGGAUGCACUGCGCAGAGCUGUCGUCGUAGCUCAAGUGGAUCAGAAGUUCAUUCUCAUUAGAAUCCCAGCAAGAACCAGCUCUGACCAGCAUCGAGAAGAGAACGCCGACUUGAUGGUUUUGGUGGAUCAGCAUGCAGCCGACGAAAGAUACAGGCUUGAAAGUCUCAUGCAGGAGUACUUCUCAUGCGAAGAGGGUGAGCAAGACAGAUUCGAGGCACGGACAGAUGUUCUUCAAAGGCCACUUGUCUUUGAGCUGCCGAGACAAGAGUACAAACUCUUGACGCAAUAUCGAACCUAUUUCGAGAAGUGGGGGAUUGUAUACGAUGUCGGUAUUCAGGACGUGGAGAGAAGAGAAAAGUCCAGCAUGGCAACUGUCACAGUUACGAUUCGCCGACUUCCUCCGAGUGUUCUUGAGAGGUGUCGCACGGAGCCCAAAUUGCUCAUCGAAAUUAUCCGCAACCAGAUCUGGAAACUCGCAGAAGGCCAGCAUCACGCGUCCAUGCCUAUGGCAUCUCAGCCAAGUUCCAAUGAACAGGCCUGUUGGAUCUCCCGUUUCCAUGGGUGCCCAGAUGGGAUUCUAGACUUGUUACAUUCUAGAUCCUGUAGGAGCGCCAUCAUGUUCAACGAUCUGUUGUCUGCCGAACAAUGCCAACAAGUACUCGACAGACUGGCUCAAUGUGCACUUCCUUUCCAAUGUGCACAUGGCCGACCCUCUAUGAUACCGGUCGUGCAGCUGGGUGCUGGGGCGUCUCUGGGAUCCUCUACCCUCAGCGAUGAUCAAAGUGCAGGAGAUUUUGCAAAGGAUUUCAAGCAAUGGAGACAAAAGAACCAGAGAAUUUUGUGGAAAGCUAGCCGCCACGUGUGGCACACCCAGCCACUACUAGCACCAGCGUUGGGGCACGUCAUUGCCUGGACAGAACUCCAGCCCAUCCCCUUCAGAACCACAAGCUCCUUCAAGCUGCUCGAAUGCGCCACCUUCAAGUCGAAACCCUCGCCCUUAUCAAAUAUACAGCACGCCGGACCUGUUGCGAUUGGGUCGCAAGAAGAUGUGACAAUGGCCCUAGCUUGGAAGUCCUUCGACUUCUUUGAGGUCAGCCAGAUCAAACUCGGCGACGACGAGACGAAAGCCUUCUUUGAGGGCAACGAGAUAUCGAGUGUAUGCUCUGGCUCCGACAGCCUCUUCCUCGCCAGCCAUGAUGGUUAUGUGCGCAUUGUUGGGCCGCGCUGGACGGUCAUCCGCACCUUUCAGGCACACGAGUCGGGCAACAUCACGCACAUGCGCCAGGUCGAAGGAACGAGUCUACUAGUAACUGUUGCGGAGGAUCUUAGCAGCGAACCUAUUCUGAAGGUCUGGGCUCUGGAUCGCCCCGUGAAGAAGACAGGGUUACCGACUUGUCUGAGUACGCUGCAGAUCAACAAUGGAAAGAAGCCAUUCCCUAUUUCCGCCUUCGCUGCCACGGACGACCUAUCGCAGAUCGCUGUCGGCUUCGGUAACGGCGCGGUUACACUCAUCCGCGGCGAUCUCAUCCACGACACCGGGACGCGGCAGCGCAUAGUACACGAAUCGGACGAGCCAAUUACGGGGGUAGAACUGUGGGUGGAUUCUAAACUGACGACACUCUUCAUCGCGACCACGGCGCGUAUUCUCAAACUCGUCAUCUCUGGAAAGGGCAAAGGCCAAGCCCCCAAGAUCGUGGAAGACUCGGGUUGUGCACUGGGGUGUAUGACUGUCGACAAGAGGACUGGAGAUAUCGUAGUAGCACGAAAUGAUGCGAUCUACUACUACUCUAUCGACGGCCGUGGUCCACCACGAGCAUACGAAGCGCCGAAGGAGCUGGUAUCGGUCUAUGGGGACUACAUUGCUCUGGUCUCACCCCCAACAGUCGCUCCCGGCUCGGGCGCGCCUGACUCGAUGAGGCGACAAUUUGGCUCGUCCGCAGACGCCAUUUUCAACACCUCUACGUUUUCCUUGCUCGAGACGGAGUUGAAGUUGAUUGCUCAUACCGAGUCGUUGGUAACCAAGAUCACCUCGCUUUUCGAAAUAUGGGGCGAUCUGUACACAAUUCUUCAGGAUGGCAAGGUUUUCCGCUAUCAUGAAAAGUCGCUGCAACAGAGGCUGGAGAUGCUGUACCAGCGUAAUCUCUACCACCUUGCCAUCGAGCUUGCGCAGAGGUCUGGAAUGGAUGGCAAGCAACAGAACAUCAUCUUCAAGAAAUUUGGAGAUCACUUGUACCAGAAAGGGAACUACGACGAAGCCAUGACACAGUACAUCAAAGCCAUCGACAGUACGGAGCCAUCCCAGGUGAUCAGAAAGUUCCUUGACACUCAAAGGAUACAAAACUUGAUCGAGUACCUUGAGGAGCUCCAUGAACAUCACAAAGCUACGGCAGAUCACACUACUUUGCUCCUGAACUGUUAUGCCAAGCUCAAAGACAUUGACAAGCUCGAGAAGUUUAUCAAGUCUCCUGGCGAUCUCAAGUUUGACCUUGAUACGGCCAUAUCUAUGUGCCGUCAGGGUGGCUAUUAUGAGCAGGCUGCCUACCUUGCCAAGAAGCACGGCGAGAAUGACCUUGUAGUCGACAUACUCAUCGAGGACUCCAAGCAGUAUGCCGAGGCCCUCAACUUUAUAUGGCACCUGGACCCCGAAACGGCAUACACGUGUCUUAUGAAGUAUGCUCGGACGCUGAUCGAGCACUGUCCUUCAGAUGCGACCCAGCUCUUCAUAGAUUACUACACUGGCAAAUUCAGGCCAAAAGUCGAUGUGUUGCCUGCAGACUCGGCAGUAGUGCCCGCGGCUGGCGGCCUUGCUGCUGGUGCUGCCUCUGCGGUGCAAAAUCUCACGAACCUCCUUCCACUUCCUUACAUGAGUACCUCUGCGGUUGCAUCUCCUGGCACCCAGGGCAAUUUGAAGCCGGCAGGGACUGAAGCGCAAUUGAUGGUGAACCCUGAAGACCUACCACCGAUAGAAUAUACCGCUCCUCCACCAAGAACGGCCUUUUCAUCAUUUAUUGAUCAUCCUGACGAGUUCAUUGUCUUCCUGGAGGCAUGCCUGAAGGAGAGCAACUUGUCGGGCUCCGACAAGACAGAUAUCCACACGACACUAUUCGAGAUGUAUCUGCACAAAGCAUCAGAGAAGAAGGGCGAAGAGCGUCGAUCUGAAUGGGAGGCCAAGGCCAAGGCGCUCAUCUCGGGCAGAGAUCUUUCAAUAGAAGAUUCGAACGUCCUCCUUCUGUCAGACCUCUCAAACUUCCGGGAGGGCACGACACUCGUCAAGGAGCAGUCAGGUCUGCUCUUUGACAUCUUCCGGUCCUACACCUCUGCAAAGGACACCGUGGGGGCCAUCAAGGCCCUGCACAAGUAUGGUCCCGAAGAACCACAGCUCUACCCAGCUGCGCUAUCGUACCUCACCUCGGACCCGCGGACUCUGGAGGAAGCCGGCCCCGAAGAAAUAUCGUCAAUUCUCACGCGUAUCGACAAAGGGGGGCUCAUGGCCCCGCUUCAGGUGGUGCAGCUCCUUUCCAAGAACGAUGUUGCUACGAUGGGAAUGCUCAAGCCCUAUCUUCAUGAGAUCAUUGACCGGGAGCGGAGGGAGAUUGCCACCAAUCGCCGUCGCGUUACCUCUUUCAGGGAAGAGACGGACCAGCGCCGAGCCGAGAUCAAGGAUCUUGGGUCUAAGCCGGCAGUUUUCCAGAACACACGCUGCAGCCAGUGUUCAUUGCCACUCGAGCUCCCGGCUGUGCACUUCCUCUGCAAGCACUCGUUCCAUCAGCGGUGUCUGAAGGGCGGCAGCGGCUCCGAGGGCGAGUGUCCCCUGUGUGCGCAAGCCAACGCGACGAUCAGGGCCAUCCGCCGACAGCAGGAAGAGUAUUCUACAAGACACGAUGUGUUCAAGACGGAGCUGGAGAACAGCGAGGACAGAUUCGGCACAGUUGCGGAUUGGUUUGCCAGAGGUGUUAUGAGUGUGCCAAACGCAGAGUAA
This is a messenger RNA of Thyridium curvatum, 6057 nucleotides long. RefSeq lists its product as uncharacterized. The transcript is spliced from 8 exons. Gene Ontology annotation, biological process: endosome organization; intracellular protein transport; vacuole organization. Gene Ontology annotation, molecular function: protein-macromolecule adaptor activity; protein binding; ATP binding. NCBI's taxonomy places the organism in Eukaryota, Fungi, Ascomycota, Sordariomycetes, Thyridiales, Thyridiaceae. Bases 1 to 6057 code for a protein of 2018 amino acids. Gene Ontology annotation, cellular component: HOPS complex; endosome. The record is from RefSeq and is a predicted model, not a curated record.